AUGAUCUCUUGUCCCACGUAUGCUUUAUGUACUAUUGUCCGUCGGCUUAUAAAAGAUUAUCGCAAUUGCCGAAGUGGAUUUCCAGAUCUAACUGUUUGGAAUGAUGAAAAGAAACUUUUAGCUGUUGUUGAAGUUAAAGGUCCAGGAGAUAAGUUAUCGACAAAACAACGUCUAUGGUUAAAUUUUUUCAAAAAUCAGAAUAUAGUCGCUCAUGUUUGUCAUGUUACUGGUAGAGUAAAUUAG
This is a messenger RNA of Thelazia callipaeda (thelaziosis nematode), 243 nucleotides long. The record is from the annotation of a GenBank genome assembly. NCBI's taxonomy places the organism in Eukaryota, Metazoa, Nematoda, Chromadorea, Rhabditida, Thelaziidae.